Messenger RNA from Dermatophagoides farinae (American house dust mite), 1676 nucleotides. RefSeq lists its product as uncharacterized. Lineage: Eukaryota; Metazoa; Arthropoda; Arachnida; Sarcoptiformes; Pyroglyphidae. The record is from RefSeq and is a predicted model, not a curated record.
GACAAUAGUGAAUGUGAAACUAAAAUCACAACAACAAAAAUCAAAACAGCUGUUUUCAACCAUCUAAAUGGUUUUCAUAUCAAAGAUGUGGAUAAGAAUGAAGAUCUAGUGAAUCGAAUCGAUGAAAAUGUACAAUCACCAUCAAUUAUCUGUGACCAUAUUGAUGUGAUGAAUGAAAAUGAGAUGGAAUCAUCCGAUUCGAAUCCAGCAAAUACAAAAGAUAAUGAUGAUGACAAUUUUAAUGAUUUCCAAACAUCUGAUGAGUUUGAUUCUCAAAAUAAUCAAAUUGAUCAAAAUCAAGAUGAUGAUUUUGCCGAUUUUGAAUCUUUCAUUCCGGAUGAAAAGAAUUUUGCCAAUUUUUCCGAAUUAAAUCCUGAAAAAGAAAUGAAAUUCAAUGAUGAUGAUGAUGAUGAUUUCGAUGAUUUUGCCGAUUUUACUUGCAAUGUUUCAAUCGAACCAAUCGUUAAUGUUGAACAAACAACGAAAGUGGUAAAAAAUUUCAAUGAUCACAGGCAAUUGAUUAAAGAUGCUUUUCAUUGCAACAAAAUUAAUUCGAUUGCCGAUGAUGAAACAGUACGGAUAUCGAAUGAUUUUUUCAAUGAACAUAUUUGUGAUCAAAAAGCUCGUGAUUUAUGGAAUAAUCUACAACAAUUAGAUUUGAAAUUAAAUUUCACUUUUACUAAAUGGAAACAAUCAUCUUCGUUUAAACAUCUGGUUGAAGCGCUGAAAAUUGAUUCACGUAAUGUGAUUCCAUCGGAUAUUUUUCCAACAACAACAACAACAAGUUAUAAUAAAAUUUUACAGCCAACAAUGUAUGAUCAUUCAACAACGACAACGAUAAUAUCAACUGAAGAUGAUUCUAUCAACAUGGCCGAUGAUGAAUGUAAUAAAAUGCCGAUGAAUGUAUUCUCUACGAAUAGAAAUCUAAUUAAAUCAACAAAAAUAGAAUCAAAAGGCGAAUCAUCAUCAUCAUCAUCACCGUUCACGUGGUCGUCCGAUCAUGCGACACAUACGACCGCAACAACAACAACAUCAACAACAACGACCGCAACAACAACAAAAACUACAACUAAUCAUUCAGUGUUCAAUAAUCAUCUAGCUCAAGAUUUAGAUUUUUUCGAAACCAAAUACGCCAUUAAAAACAGUAACGUUUCGAAUAUUAAUAAUAAAAAUGAUGAUGGUGAUGAUGAUAAUAAUAAAAUGGGCCAUCAUCAUGAUCUCAUUGCCGAAUUCGAUGAAUUUCUACGAAUCGACAAUGAAUCAUCCUCAACAAUGGCCAAUAAUGUACCGGACAAAUCUGUAGAAAAUAAACAAACAGGUGAUGAUCGUUAUAAUCGUUCAGCGCCAUCGAUACAUUCCAACAAAUCGACAACAACAACGAAUCGAAUGAAUGAACAAGUUUUAAGCGCUGAAGCAUUACAAAUUCUUAAUGAAUUGCCAAAUCUUUCAAUGAUGAGAGCCAAAGUUUUAUUAUAUCCAAUGGUGGGCAAUAAUAAUAAUCGUUCAAAAUCCGAUUUAUCACCAUCGAGCCGGUAGUUUUUUUUUUUUGGAAUGAUCUCAUCAUCAAGAUGACAUUCACUGUGAUCAAUAAAUAGUGGAAAAUCUCAAAUUUUUUUAAUAUACCAAACUUUUUUUUUGUUGAAUGCAAAAAUUUAUUUAAGCAUUUAUUUAUAAUC